UAACAUUAUCUGCAGCAAUUCUUUAAUUGAGGCCCUGUCCUGUUAUCAGUUCCGAAGCAUUUAGCGUCCAAUGUUCCACGCAAGCGCCGACAAGCGAUAUGUAUACACAGCCAAAAUUUUAAAAAUAUAUAAAAAUUUGAAAGAGGCAGCUCUCGAGUCUGACAUCAUUUCGACAAGUCUCAAGAGCCUAAAUUGUUUGGUAGCACUCGUGUCACUAAAAGUAAGGAUGUGGGCUUUUAUACACUAGCUUGGUUCAAUUUCGCGCAUUCACAAAACUGUGCCAAAUCAAAUAGACAUUGUAUUUCAUAUUUAAGUAUUUAUUUUAAUUUAUUAGUGAAAUGGAUUUACGGAAAACAUUUCGGCGCUUUUCAUCUGUCAUUUUUGUUAUUUUAUAUCUGGAUUAUACCAAGUCGGUCUUGUCAGCCUGUAUCCCUGGAGAUGGCUGUCCUACUACUUGUCCAGAGAACUGUCUGGCAGGGUGCACACGGACUGAGAGGUGUUUAGGAGGGUGUCGACCAGGAUGGCGCGGGGCGAGAUGUGAUGAAAGCUGUGAACCUUUCACCUAUGGUUCAAACUGUAAUCUGUACUGCGGACACUGCCUUGAUGAUAAGCCUUGUGACAUGAAGACUGGAAUCUGCAGCAAUGGUUGUCUCCCAGGGUGGAUGGGGAAACUCUGCAAAGACCCUUGCAUGGCUUACACUUAUGGUUUCAACUGUUCCGGAAAAUGCGGAAAAUGUCAGUCUGAGCGACCGUGUAAUAGAGAGACAGGAGACUGCAGUACGGGGUGUGAAGUAGGGUACAAUGGGGACCGCUGUGAUCAAGAAUGUCCACCACAGUCCUAUGGGAUUGCCUGUUCUAUGUCAUGUGGAAAAUGUAAGAAUGGGUCAUCUUGCGACACCGUCACGGGUCACUGCUCAGAUGGAUGUGAGCCUGGCCGGAUCGGAGAAAAAUGUGACCGACGGUGUCCACUUGGUUUCUUUGGUAAUACUUGUCAGAGCAUUUGCGGGAAGUGUCAAAAUGGUGUAUGCGACCACGUGACCGGACAUUGCCUAGCAGGAUGCAAGCCGGGAUGGACUGGUUCAAUUUGUGCCGAGAAAUGCGCAAACAACACUUAUGGCCCUAACUGCAGUCUCUCCUGUGGACAUUGUCAUGCCGGUGAAAGCUGCGACCCCAGUCGUGGUGGAAUGUGCACUAAGGGGUGUUCCAGCGGUUGGAGAGGUCCGCGCUGUGACGAAGGAUGUCCCAAAGGAUUUUACGGCCUGGCUUGCGGUUACAAGUGUGGUCACUGCUCCGAUGGGGAGGCAUGUGAACCACAAAACGGUACCUGUACCGGCGGUUGUAUAGAUGGCUUCAGAGGAGCAUUUUGUACAGACUCUGAAGACGCAACAAACCCGUUGACACACAGCCUUUUGAUGUCGGUACUGGUGUCCGUAAUCGUGGUUCUCCUAUUGUUAUUCACCGCCACAGUUAUGUACUUUGUUUGUGUGCGGUAUAAACAUGGACUUUUCAGUCGCUUUUACAGGUUGUCAACGAGAAGUUUACAAAGCCCAGAACUACAUCUGUAUGAACAGGUUUUGUCUGGACCGUUUGAGCUGAACAAAUAUAAUCUUAUCAUAACCAAUGAAAAACUCGGACACGGACAAUUUGGAAUGGUAAAAAAGGGCUACGUAAAGCAAGAUAGAGACCACAAAAUACCAGUAGCGGUAAAAUCACUCAAAGAGUCGUCCUCAGAGAGAGAUAAGAAUGAUUUUAUGAAUGAAUUGAACAUUCUGAAGAAAGUUGGCCAGCAUCCAAAUGUGGUGUGUCUGGUUGGUGCCUGUCAUAUACAAGGAACAAUGUUUGUUGCAAUGGAAUUCUGUGUAAACGGUGAUCUGAGGUCUUAUCUGAGAAAGAUGAAAAGGUGCAAAAACAAUUUGUACGCAAACGCAAAGAUGAUAUCGCCCAUACAAAAGUCAGUCCUGUUGAAAUUUGCACUAGAUGUUGCCUCCGGUCUUUCUCACCUUGCAGACAGACAGAUCAUUCACAGAGAUGUGGCUGCCCGCAAUGUUCUCCUGGAUGAGCACCUCAUCGCCAAAGUAGCAGAUUUUGGACUCUCUAAAAACGACGACACCUACGUUAAAACUUCCAAUACACGAGUUCCUGUGAAAUGGCUGGCACCAGAAUCAUUAUUUAAUGCAACCUAUACGUCACAGAGCGAUGUAUGGUCAUUUGGUGUCCUGCUGUGGGAGGUUUGCACUCUAGGUGGUACUCCAUACCAUGGAAUAGACACGGCCCAAAUGUGUCAUCUACUCAAGCAAGGAUUCCGCAUGCGCAGACCAAGAACUUGUGAACCUGCUUUGUACGCGAUGAUGUUGCAAUGUUGGAAUGAAAAUCCAGAUGGUCGCCCGUAUUUUGGUGACAUUGUUUUACGAUUACAGCGCAUGCUCGACGAUAGUCAGGUGUAUAUGAAUCUUGAUGUAAAUGAGGGGAAUCUUUAUGCUGAAAUUAAGUGACAUUAGAUUCGCCAAGUUCGCCGCUAAUCGAGUUCUCACGUAUGCGUCUCAAGGAUGCUCGUGUUAAGGUCUUCAAGCAUUCCGGGAAAAACUGUGUGAUAGUGUUUGCAGGCAUUUCAUUCAGAGCAAGAUUAAUGGUGUAUGCUCAUUGACCAGUCAUAUACACACUUCCUAUUUCUAAUGACGAAUACUUUACAAAAAUUGUGUUUACACAACGAACUACUAAGAAGCAAUAUUUUAGAUUAUUUGAGGGAAAUUGUAUAUAGAAACCUCUUAUAUUUCUUGGGUAUUUAGUAUUCGAAUGUUCAAUGCACUUAAACCUAUAAACAUUUAUGAACUCUGAUGAAACAACAGAUCUGGAUGCAAUCAUUUGUGAUAUUAGUAUAUUUAUAGAUCUUCUCCUGGUGCUGGACACUAGGGAGGUGUCGUUAAUUUAUUACAUGUUUCUUUUGUUUCUGUCAAAACUGAAAAUUAAUUUUUGCAUAUUGCUUUA
Saccostrea echinata is the source of this 2985-nucleotide messenger RNA. Its product is annotated as angiopoietin-1 receptor-like. The transcript has 17 exons. The coding region runs from base 339 to 2492 and encodes 717 amino acids. NCBI's taxonomy places the organism in Eukaryota, Metazoa, Mollusca, Bivalvia, Ostreida, Ostreidae. Gene Ontology annotation, molecular function: transmembrane receptor protein tyrosine kinase activity; ATP binding. Gene Ontology annotation, biological process: multicellular organism development; protein phosphorylation; cell surface receptor protein tyrosine kinase signaling pathway. Gene Ontology annotation, cellular component: signaling receptor complex. The record is from RefSeq and is a predicted model, not a curated record.